Molecule: messenger RNA, 2606 nt
Organism: Verruconis gallopava
Lineage: Eukaryota; Fungi; Ascomycota; Dothideomycetes; Venturiales; Sympoventuriaceae
Exons: 4
Coding region: 917-2050 (377 amino acids)
Cellular component (GO): RNA polymerase II transcription regulator complex
Molecular function (GO): transcription cis-regulatory region binding; DNA-binding transcription activator activity, RNA polymerase II-specific
Source: RefSeq, a predicted model, not a curated record
CGUGUACCUUGCCUUUCGCUCGCCUCUUCAUUUCUUUGACCUCAACCGUCUGUGCAUGACCUCCCUCCAUGUAGCGCUCCUACGAUGUCGGCAAUAGGGGGGAGCAAUGGCUCCGACACAUACGGUAAGUCGAUAACUGAACGAUCUGCUCCCUGACUGCUGCAACACGGAUGGAUUUGAUCACGUUCCUACAGCCGCACACAACAAUUGGAGCUUUCGAGAGUCAUUCUUGGAGAUAAUAACCCCAGGACAUCAUAAAGAAUCUUCGCAUCGGCCGGUAAACUGCCAGAGCUCAUACUUCUCCGUUCAACAAUGGUCGCAUCGAAGUUUGUCGCGGUCCCAUUCGGUGGAUCAAGAAUCAUUAUGCCUCGCGUCGUUUGACAACACACACCAUUUCAGCAAAUCUCGCAAGGCUUGAGCAUUUCUAGCUGGGAAGCUCAUAGAGCUGGUAUUCAUCCUCAACGAGAUCCUUUCCCGUGGAAUUAUACUAGUCCAUGGCCAUUGGAUGGACUGUUCACAACAAUCCCCCCUUCCCCACUUCCCCCAAAGGUCUGACGGCAUUUGGAGCAACAUUAAGCCUUACUUAUAUUUGCCCAAUUUGAGCGCUCUACCCCAGCUAUGGGAAAUCUAGUUUUCCUGCAGGGGCGCAGAAGAAGUCUGAGAGAAUACUUUCUUGCGAAACCGGACUGCCUGUGCACCGCUCGUUCAUCCGCUCGGGAAACCGCGUUGGUGCUUUCGCCUUCAUGAUAGUCCCUCUAUCCGUGUCCGCAGCAGCUGUCAGAUCGUCCAUUUUCUAAGACUUUUGGUGCUAACUUAUGAUGUGCCGCUCUUUCUCUCGAAACCGGGUCUUCGGAGUGAGUUCACAGGCCUAAUUGAUCGUUCUGUAAAUGAGAACAUCAAUGCUUUAGUCUGCACAAUGGCCCUCUUACUCCUUGAAGGCUCGGGCAUUCGUUGGGAAAGUCAAGCACAGUCAAAUGCAGAUCAAGAUGGUCUUUCAAAGAGCCAAAGUCCUCUAGAGCGGCUGGGCUUCAAAUUACACAUUGGCGAUAAGAAGACAAGAGACGGGCAAGUUCCGAAGAGAAGAGGUCCAAAGCCAGACAGCAAACCGGCGCUUACCCGUCGCCAAGAGCUCAACCGACAGGCACAAAGAACGCAUCGUGAGCGCAAGGAGCUUUACAUCAAGGCACUUGAGCAGGAAGUUCUGCGCCUGAAAGAGCUUUAUGAACAAUCCGUCAAGGAGAAACAGCAAGUUGUCGAAGAAAAUCAGGCUCUCCGGGAAGCUCUCAGAGCAUAUGGGAUACAAUACGACCCCAGAGUGGCACCAUACAACACAGCGUCAUCCCAAUAUGGUGAAAGUACCGCAAGUAUAACGAACAGCCAAACGAGAGCUUCCAUGUCCACUGGUGUAACGUCACCCACACCUCCGGGGCCGUCAAUUCCAAAUCCAAGUAGCCAGGGUAGUCCACCGACAUUGGAGGGGGCGAUGAUAUCCGCCCCACACGGUUAUCAGACGAGCCCUCAGCAGCAAAAUUUUGAUCAUAAUCAAGUUGGCAUUGAUUUCGUUCUAACAUUGGAGAAACCAUGUCAAGAUCACAUGCAGAUGCUACUUGUGCGUUCGGAAGAUUCGGACGGCGAAAUCUCUGGUCACGUCCUUAUGGCGACAUGUCCGCCACACUCACACAUUCUUGAUAAACCGGAGGAAAAGUACCCACACAAAGUGUCUGACCUACCUGGAGCGGAGCUAGAAAAGCUGUUAAAUCUCAGCGCGCAACUACCGAUUGCAGAGUGCGAGUUGCCUCCUGUACGAGCCUGGGCGAUGAUCAGGAACCACCCACGCUUCACAGAACUUACAAAAGAGGAAUGUGAAGCGUUAAGGGAUGAACUCGCGCCUAAGAUUAGAUGCUAUGGGUUUGGUGCAGUGCUUGAGGACUUCGAGGUCCGUGAUGCAAUCGCUAAGAUCAUGGCCAACAAGCGCGAGUACGAUCAUGAUCCAUCACAAAUGGAUAUUGAAUGGAACUCUUCACCUGACCUCGAAGCCUUUCAAGGCUAAACUGGCCUGCUGGAGGGAGGUAUCAUCUUAAAUUUGGAACUUCGCGAAGCAAUGCUGUUGUAUAAGUCCCGUCAAUGCGUGAGAGGUCCGAAGUACAGAUGACGUUGACGUGGAUACUUUCGAAGGAUUUAUUUUGGUUUUCUAACGAGGUUCGUUUUCUCUUAGUGAGGCUUCGCCGCUACUUCUGACAAGGUACUCCGUAUGCGCGAUAUAGCUAUGUGGUCAUAUAUACAAUAUGAUCAAGAAAUACUUCAGUCAUUUCGUUCGAUUGCUGGAAUAAGUUUAUAUAUCAAAAUGUGCCCGCUCAAAGCACCGCGUAAGCUGCAGCGUACCUUACAUCGGGUUUGGGGUAUAAAAUAAACCUAUACUACUGCAAAUAAAGCAGCACAUUGUUCUAGCAUGAGGCUUGGGACAAACUAUGUCCUUCCCUAGAAAGCCGCACUCAUAUCUGGAUGUACAAAUGUCAUGCCUGAAACGUCCUCCCUCUUACAUAAUUACAGUCUCGCAAAAAGACAAGUUGAUAGCUCACAAUACCCAUACGGCUGUCAAUUGUUCA